Molecule: messenger RNA, 199 nt
Organism: Closterium sp. NIES-65
Lineage: Eukaryota; Viridiplantae; Streptophyta; Zygnematophyceae; Desmidiales; Closteriaceae
Source: the annotation of a GenBank genome assembly
GCUACGAGACAGUGAGAGAUCCGCUGCCCCACCGUCAGCAUCGACCCUCUCUCGCGCAUCUCGGCUGUUGGAAUCACUUCGGCACCGCUUGCACCCCCUCAACCGCAGUCUUGCAGAGGCGGAAGACUGUAUGGCGCUCCUAUGUUGCCAGUUCGGUAAUUACAAGCAAGCCAUGGAGCACUGCCAAGCGGCCUUGACG